Ascochyta rabiei is the source of this 2502-nucleotide messenger RNA. RefSeq lists its product as uncharacterized. NCBI's taxonomy places the organism in Eukaryota, Fungi, Ascomycota, Dothideomycetes, Pleosporales, Didymellaceae. The coding region runs from base 1 to 2502 and encodes 833 amino acids. The record is from RefSeq and is a predicted model, not a curated record. The transcript is spliced from 2 exons.
AUGAAGUCGAUUCUUUGGACCAGUAUCUUCCUGGCAGCAGCUUCAGCGCUACCGACUACCCUUUACGGCCGUCAAUCGAAUGAGACUGCACCAGCAGUACCAGAUUCCAUCACCCGUAUUCGCCUCAACCCAGCAAAAGUGCGUGACUCGGGCGACACCGAUUUCACCACCUGGACCGUAAUCGAGGGCCCAUCUUCAAAGUUCAUCACCAACGACACCGGCUUAUCAUUUGCUCUAUCCGCAUCAAGUGGUAAACUCAACGGCAACUGGAACAAAGCUGUGUAUACCAGGAUCAUCGCCUCUCUGGGCGAGCGCGUUAUUGGCGAGGGCAUUUCGACCAUUGCUGACAACGGAGACAACGUCGGAGGCGUUGCAAUCAAAUUGAGCAUCUCUGGUCUAUCAGCUGGUGAACACUCCAUUUUAGCAUGGCACAAUGCGUGGGACGCUCUGAAGACUGCUGCUUCUUUGACGGUGACAGUCAAUGGCAAGGAAGCCGCUAAAGGCAUCAAGCAGUCAAUCCGUACCGACAACAUCUGGGAGGCUGCUUCUUCUUACACCACAUUCACUGUGAACCAGAGUGAGGCAGUUGAAAUUGUGUAUACUCCCGACACUGCCGGAGAUGGACGGGCAUUCUUGAACGGAUUUGAAAUCGACAGCCCGUCCCUCGAAAACCAGAUUAGUUUCCCCACACCAGUUCACCGCGACGAGCGAGUUGUCCCUGUUGAGAACAGUACCGACCUCUCUGCAUCGUGGAAAGCUGCCAAGACUGUAGGUGCCCUCUACAAUGUCUAUCUCGGUACCUCACCUACUGAGCUUAAGAGCGUCGCGACGGGUCUAUCAGAGCCAAGCACGAUGCUAGAUGAUAUCAGCACGCAGGAAACUUACUACUGGCGCGUCGACGUUGUCUCAGGCAACAGCAUCUAUGCUGGACGUAUCUUCACUUUCCGUGCAGCUCAGCUCGCAUUCCCUGGAGCCGAAGGCUAUGGCCGAUUCGCUCGUGGCGGAAGAGGCGGUAACGUGCUCCAUGUCACCUCUCUCGAAGAUAGCUUAGACGAAGGCACACUCCGAAAUGCUUUAACUGUUGCUAAAGGUCCUCGCACCAUCGUCUUUGAUGUGGGUGGUGUUAUUACGACGAAGUCUCGCAUCUCGGUUAGCGGUCAAUACAUCACUCUCGCUGGCCAGACAGCACCUGGGAAGGGCAUAGUCAUCCAGGGCUUUCCGUUGGGCCUCACUGGUGCCACUGACGUGAUCCUGCGUCAUAUCAGAGUACGCCCUGGGAAAGUCUCAAAUCAAACAAUUGACGGGAUGGGAAUGCAAGGUUCCAACCACGCCAUUUUCGACCGGUGCAGCAUGGGUUGGACAAUUGAUGAAUCCUUCUCUUCUCGCGACGCAAACAACAUCACUUUCCAACGCAACAUGAUCAGUGAACCUCUCAACAUCGCAGGACACAAAAACUAUCCAGUUGGAACUGCUCACGGAUUUGCUGCCUCGAUUGGUGGUGAAGUCGGUUCCUUCCACCACAACCUGAUUGCGCAUGCUGAAGGACGCAGCUGGAGUAUGGCUGGUGGCGUGGAUGACAACGCUGCUUUUGCUGGCAAGCUUGACAUCCGCAACAACGUUGUGUACAAUUUUGGGUCACGUGUGACCGACGGUGGAGCCCACCAGGGUCAGUUUGUUUCGAACCUGUACAAGCGGGGACCUUCGUCGAAACUCACAUACACUCUGCGCGCGCAGUACGAGGACGACAUGCCAGGUUCUCAAUCUUACUACUGUGCCGGAAAUGCUAUGCCGGGCAUCUUCGACGAGGAUAGCGAGCAGUACGUUGGAGACGGUAUUGGCAAGAAGACCAAUGUCGCUUGUUGGGCCGAUGUUACGAUCAACAACGUUACCUACCAGAAGUUCCACGACAAGCCGUUUUUCGAGAGCUUCGUUGAGACUCAGACUGCUUCCGAAGCGUAUAAGCGCGUUCUGAGCGACAGCGGUGUAUCACAGCCAGUUCAGGACAGUCAUGAUAAGCGCAUCAUCAAGGAGACACUCACUAACACCACCACAUACACCGGCAGCGUUGGCGGAAAGAAGGGUAUUAUUGACAAUCCCAAAGAUGUUGGUGGUCUUGAGGACUUCCCCACGGUGAAGAGAAGCGCUUCGUGGGAUGUAAACGGCGACGGUAUCGCAGAUUGGUGGGAUGGCUCGACGGGUGGUGAAGGCUAUGAUGUUAUCGAGGGUUACCUGAACUUCAUGGCCGAUCCUCAUUCAUUUGUAGCCCCGUCUUCUUCGGUCAAGAUCGAUCUCGCUGCUUUGGCUGCUGGUUUCUUGAAGCCUAGCUUCACCGUCGAAGGUGCGACUUUGGGGGCGGUUGAAGUUUCAGGCUCAACAGCUACGUAUACCUCGAAGGGAGCUGGCAUUGAGCGUCUGACUGUCUCCAUCGAGGACUCUGAAGGUAGUAAGUGGUCGAGAUCGUUCGGUGUUGCUGUGUUCGAAGGCGCAGCCGACGCGGAGUGA